Messenger RNA from Dovyalis caffra, 804 nucleotides. Lineage: Eukaryota; Viridiplantae; Streptophyta; Magnoliopsida; Malpighiales; Salicaceae. The record is from the annotation of a GenBank genome assembly.
AUGGAAAGAUUAUCAGUGAGGAAAGGUGGAUGGACUGAAGAGGAAGACAUACUUCUAAGGAAGUGCGUUGAAAAAUAUGGUGAAGGAAGAUGGCAUCAAGUUCCCCUCAGAGCAGGCUUGAACAGAUGCAGGAAAAGCUGUAGAAUGAGGUGGUUGAGCUAUCUCAAGCCAAAUAUUAAGAGAGGAGGGUUUUCUGUAGACGAAGUUGACUUAAUUAUCAGGCUACACAAACUGCUUGGUAACAGGCAAGUGAAAAUGUCUACAUCUCAAUGGGCAUUGAUUGCUGGUAGACUUCCAGGAAGAACAGCAAAUCAUGUAAAGAAUUAUUGGAACACAAAGCUGCGAAAGAAGAAGGUUUCCACCAAUAAAGAUGUUAAAUCAAAACCGGAACCAAAAUCAAUAACAAAAGCUACCGUAAUAAAGCCUCGACCUCGAAACUUCAAAAAUAUAAGCUGGUUGAGAGAAGGCACUCCAUUUAUCAAUGUUUGUCAUCCAUUUGGAGACGAUCUUUGCAAGCGAUAUUCGACAAUGGCAUUGCCACCUUCCGAUAAUAAUGAAGUUGAAAUCAAUAUAACAAACAACAACAGCUGUUUGGGUAAUGGGUCAGAAAUUGAUCAGGAGCCAAUCAAAAGUGUUUUUGCAGAGGAAAAUGUAAAAGGAGGGCAAAAGUUGGGGACAUCUUCUAUGAACAAGAACAAAGGAAUUACGAGCCAAUUGGAAAGGGGGUCCAAUAUGGUCAAAAUUCAGCUUGCAACUCGGCUAAUAGUAGGUUACCGCGUUACGGAUAAAGGGGAAUUGAAUUAA